AAAGAUUGUCCGUCCCCUUUGGCUUUUUCUUAUCUCUCUGAUCGUGGAAAUUUCAGAUAUAACUAGAGAACAAAAUCAAAGUGACCCUCUUCUCUCUGUCGACUGAUUGAAUGAGAAACCCUCCUCCGUCUCUGCUCUCCCUCACCGUCAACUCCGCCGUCUUAAACCUCUCUCGCAUCAACGAUCUCUCUCAUCUCCCCGAUCACAUCGUCCUCCAGAUCUUCGCGAGGACAUUAGAAGCAGGGAAAUUGAAUGAGAGAAUUCUAAGACUGUUUUUGGCGUCUGGAAACGAAGAAGUUCUAUCUGCUAUCGACGCUCUUAAAAUCAAAUUCGACAUCACUCCCAUUAUUCCUACUCGAUGUCAUGAGGGAUUUAGAAUGAAUAUGCUGGACUAGACACUAAGUUUGAUGGGAGCUCGGGCCAGUGUGUUCAAAGGUCCGUUCCUAAUUUCAUCUCACGGAUGAUUUUUAAGGCAGAAACAACGAUUUGAUCGACUGAAGAUACAUUGCCAGAUGGAAAGUUUUCUUUUUUCUUCUUCUUCUUUUGUGUAAAUAUUAGCGGAAUGAGGUCAAAUUAUAUAAGCUUCUUUUUUUUAUUCCCGUUCCUUUUUAGUUUGUAUGCAAUCAUUGAAGCUCCUUGUUUGCUGCAGAGUUUUGUUUUAAGUUUCUAUCCUCUAUUGUUUGGUUAUCUGACUUUCCAGUUCCAUGUUAUUAUUCAAGUUCCA
Molecule: messenger RNA, 724 nt
Organism: Eruca vesicaria subsp. sativa (arugula)
Lineage: Eukaryota; Viridiplantae; Streptophyta; Magnoliopsida; Brassicales; Brassicaceae
Source: the annotation of a GenBank genome assembly